UUCUGUUUUUUUUUUUUACAUAAUAGUUGUUAAGUUCAAGUUGAUGGCAAUAGCCAUUAUUUAUUGGGUAAUAGUGAGGAAGGGCAGAUCUGUGAAGGUCCAACGAUGCUGAAUUGUCAUCUCUUGGUGGCUCUGCGAUGCUCCACGCGGCGGGGAAAGGUGCUGUUUGAAGAACUUUCGGCUAGUCCAAUUACAACCAGCCUUCGAUAUCGUCAUUUAAGUCCUCUGGCUGAGUACGAGAAACGCGUAAGUGCUGGCCAGCUUCAGACGGAUCCCAAACAGAAGGAAACCAUGAAGCAAUUGGAUGCGCUUUAUAAACGUAUCAAAGGCUAUAGACCAACUACUCAAGAGCCAGGAAGUGGUGCAGGAGGAUUCUUUAAGUCUCUUUUUGGUAGCAGAAAAGAGGAAGAUGACGAUGUGGCGGAUGACUUAAAUGCAGGUAGCCAUGCUCCCCAGGGUCUAUACAUCUAUGGCAGUGUUGGUGUGGGCAAGACCACAUUAAUGGAUUUAUUCUAUGACUGCUGCACUGAUAUUGAUCGGAAGCAACGUGUUCAUUUUACUGCAUUCAUGACGAGUGUCCAUUCCCGCAUCCAUGAGGCCAAGGAGCGCCAAGGACCCAUCGAUCGGGCUUUUAACUCAGAGAAACCUGCCCCAUUUGAUCCCACAAGACCUGUGGCGGAUAUUAUAGCCCGCGAGUCUUGGCUCAUCUGUUUUGAUGAAUUCCAAGUAACUGACAUAGCAGAUGCCAUGGUUUUAAAGCGUCUCUUUACUCAUCUAUUUCGCCGGGGGAUUGUUAUAGUAGCCACCAGCAAUCGUCAUGCAGAGGAUCUGUAUAAAAAUGGUUUGCAGCGUGUCAACUUUCUGCCCUUUAUUGCCCUGCUGCAGCGCCGUUGCGAGCUAGUCAGAUUGGAUUCGAUUGACUAUCGUCGCAUCGCCCAAUCGGGGGACACAAACUAUUUUGUCAAGGGCAAAACGGACGCUGAGGGCAGUAUGAAUCGCAUGUUUAAGAUAUUGUGUGCGGAGGAAAAUGAUAUUAUACGGCCACGCACAAUUACCCACUUUGGACGGGAUUUGACGUUUCAAAGGACUUGCGGACAGGUACUCGAUAGCAGUUUUGACGAGCUCUGUGAUAGGCCGUUGGCAGGUAGCGAUUACCUGCAAAUUUCACAAUUUUUUCACACCGUCCUUAUCCGAGAUGUACCACAGUUGAAUCUAAAUAUCAAAUCACAGAUUCGUCGAUUUAUUACUCUUAUUGACACUCUGUAUGAUAACCGAGUGCGUGUCGUAAUAUCGGCUGAUAAGCCCUUGGAUGAACUAUUUGACUUUACCGACUCUUCUACAAACAUUUCCGAUACGGAUCGUGUUCUUAUGGAUGAUCUAAAAAUUAAGCACGGAUCGCAUGCCUCUAAAUCGAGUGUAUUUACCGGCGAGGAAGAACUAUUUGCCUUUGAACGAACCAUAUCCAGAUUAUACGAAAUGCAGAAACGCGAAUAUUGGGAGCAAUGGGCAAAACAUCGAUGAGAUCAGCAGCCUUUUAUGGACCUGAGCAACAGCAAUAAUAUAGUUUAAUUAGCAUAAAUAACAAAAUUUCUCGCUACCUCGUGUCGUAGUCAAAAGAAUGGUAAUUCUUAAAUUCAAAAAUUUCCUAUACUAAUUGUUAUCUAUGGAAUUAAGAAUCGAUGAAAUGAUAUUUGUGUGGCUUAGCCAAAAACUUUUUAUUUAUCAUCAAUGUAUAGAAUUGCUAAGAUACUUAAGUAUUUUCGGUGUAUUUUAACUGAAAAGUAUUAAAAAUGGCUCAACAUGA
Messenger RNA from Drosophila willistoni, 1804 nucleotides. Its product is annotated as putative ATPase N2B. The record is from RefSeq and is a predicted model, not a curated record. Bases 106 to 1521 code for a protein of 471 amino acids. Gene Ontology annotation, cellular component: cytoplasm; mitochondrion. Gene Ontology annotation, molecular function: ATP binding; ATP hydrolysis activity. The transcript has 3 exons. NCBI's taxonomy places the organism in Eukaryota, Metazoa, Arthropoda, Insecta, Diptera, Drosophilidae.